CCACUGGUUAAAGUCUGUUUCUAGGGCUGCAGUGUGUUCAUUUAGUUUCAGUCUUCAGCAGAGAGAAAUAAACCCAGCACAGAGAGAGACACAGACACACACCUGAGAGGAUGGAGGAGCCAAAUGAUGCCCUGCUCGAGAGAGCCUCCAGCUCCGAGACUGUGGUCCAGCGCGAUCGGAAAGACAAUGGUAAAGCACUGAAGGUGGCCGGUCUGACCGUGCUGGCAUGUCUCCUGCUGGCUGGUCAGGCCUUCACGGCCUACUAUGUCGUGGGACAGAAGGAUCAUCUCCAAGCUCUGCAGCAGGGUCAGGACACCCUGAAGAAGGAGCUCACUCGCAUGCUAACAGUUGCUCCUAAAAUGAUGGCAACCUCCAAGACCAACAUGCCAAUGAUGAUGGCCCUUAAUGAGAAUGGCCCAAAGCAGCGUAUACCACUCACGAGACUGCAGUCAUCCAGCUUCUCAACCCAGAAGGAGGGAAGUGGCCUUGUGGAUGAAGGCCCCAGAACGUUUCCUCGGAAGGCGAUGGUGCCCAUGAACAGCAUGCCUCUGCUCACUGAGAUCAGUGUGGACAAGCUUGAGGAGGAGGCCAAGACCACUGAACUUCCUGCUGCCGUGCUUGAGACUAAGUGUAAGCUCGACGCUAAGGACAUCAAACCAGGCUUCUAUCAGCCACAGUGCGAUGAGGAGGGCAACUUCAAACCCAAGCAGUGCUGGCACAGCACUGGCUAUUGCUGGUGUGUGGAUAAGAACGGCAAGCAGAUCGAGGGAACUCUGACACGCGGUCCUCUGGAUUGCGGCAAUGUCAACUAAAAGGUUGGUGAGAUUCUUUUACCAUGUGACAUCAAAAUACAUCACACAUUGUACAUAAUGUUACUAAUGUUUAAUUUCAUUGUUAAACCCUACAUGGUGUAGGCACGUAUUUUGUUGUUAGUGCUUCUAACCCACUUUCUUUUCUCCUUCUUAUUCCAGGCUGAAGCAAGCAGAAUGGAGCAAUGGGGGUUGAAAUCCUACAUCCUAAAUCAAACAGAGACUCUCAUUAAAAAUCAGAUACUAUUAGCUCUCCUGUCUAGUAUCCAUCUCUUAUCUGACUCUUUAUUUCACAGUAGAUUUGAGAAAAGUACUGCUUGACGAUUACAAAUAAAUUGAUUUAGCAUCUCAUUCUGUUUUAUUCUAUUUAGACUAGAUGUUUAUUGCUGAUUACUGUUACAUUCAUAAUGGUUGCUACAUACUGGCACAUUAUGCUCAUGUGGCUAUAUUAACUUCUAUGUUUAUAACUGAUUUGCCUAUUUUAAUUUUUUUUUAACUUAAGGCAUGAUUGGAGAUGGCAAAAGACUGUAAGAUCUGGAUCUAUGAAUCAAAAGGAAUGUAUUGUAAAUAAGUGGCCUUCCAAUAAACCAUGCCUCCCUGUCCUAAA
This is a messenger RNA of Neoarius graeffei (lesser salmon catfish), 1416 nucleotides long. RefSeq names its product CD74 molecule, major histocompatibility complex, class II invariant chain a (gene cd74a). Lineage: Eukaryota; Metazoa; Chordata; Actinopteri; Siluriformes; Ariidae. Gene Ontology annotation, biological process: intracellular protein transport; cell-matrix adhesion; immune response. Gene Ontology annotation, cellular component: basement membrane; membrane. Gene Ontology annotation, molecular function: MHC class II protein binding; macrophage migration inhibitory factor binding. The coding region runs from base 111 to 812 and encodes 233 amino acids. The record is from RefSeq and is a predicted model, not a curated record. The transcript is spliced from 7 exons.